CAGCGGCGGCGACGGCGGCGGCGGCUCGGGCUCCAGCGGCGCGCGCUGCGACCCCCGCUCCGGAGCUCGUGCGUCGCCCCCGGCUCGGGCCCGGGCCCCCCGCGCGGCCCCCAUGGAGCUGCUGGCGGCCGCCUUCAGCGCCGCCUGCGCUGUGGACCACGACAGCUCCACCUCGGAGAGCGACACGCGCGACUCGGCGGCGGGACACCUGCCCGGCAGCGAGUCGUCCUCCACGCCUGGCAAUGGGACCACACCCGAGGAGUGCCCGGCCCUGGCCGACAGCCCCACCACGCUCACCGAGGCCCUGCAGAGGAUCCACCCCAUCCCCGCCGAUUCCUGGAGAAACCUAAUCGAGCAAAUAGGGCUCCUGUAUCAGGAAUACCGGGACAAGUCGACCCUGCAGGAAAUCGAAACCCGCAGGCAGCAGGAUGCAGAGAUACAAGGCAAUGCCGACGGCUCCCCGGCCAGUGAGGGCAUCCCCGAGGAGGAGGAGGAAGAGGAGGACGAGGAGCCCGCCAGCCCGCCCGAGAGGAGGACCCUGCCCCAGAUCUGCCUGCUCAGUAAUCCCCACUCGCGGUUCAACCUGUGGCAGGACCUGCCCGAGAUCCGGAGUAGCGGCGUGCUGGAGAUGCUGCAGCCCGAGGAGAUCAAACUGCAGGAGGCCAUGUUCGAGCUGGUUACCUCCGAGGCUUCCUAUUACAAAAGCCUGAACCUGCUGGUCUCCCACUUCAUGGAGAACGAGCGACUGAAGAAGAUCCUGCACCCCUCUGAGGCGCACAUCCUCUUCUCCAAUGUGCUGGACGUCAUGGCCGUCAGCGAGCGGUUCCUGCUGGAACUAGAGCAUCGCAUGGAGGAGAACAUCGUGCUGUCGGAUGUGUGCGACAUCGUGCACCGCUACGCCGCCGACCCCUUCUCUGUCUACAUAACCUACGUCAGCAACCAGACCUACCAGGAAAGAACCUACAAGCAGCUGCUGCAGGAGAAGGCCGCGUUCCGGGAGCUGAUAGCGCAGCUGGAGCUGGACCCCAAAUGCAAGGGGCUGCCCUUCUCUUCCUUUCUCAUCCUGCCCUUCCAGAGGAUCACGCGCCUCAAGCUGCUGGUCCAGAACAUCCUGAAGCGGGUGGAGGAGCGCUCAGAGCGGGAGUCCACAGCCCUGGAGGCCCACAAGGAGCUGGAGCUGGUGGUGAAGGCGUGUAACGAGGGUGUCCGCAAGAUGAGCCGCACGGAGCAGAUGAUCAGCAUCCAGAAGAAGAUGGAGUUUAAGAUCAAGUCCGUGCCCAUCAUCUCGCAUUCGCGCUGGCUGCUGAAGCAGGGGGAGCUGCAGCAGAUGUCGGGCCCCAAGACCUCCCGCACCCUGCGGACCAAGAAGCUCUUCCAAGAAAUAUACCUCUUUCUCUUCAACGACCUGCUGGUCAUCUGCCGACAGAUCCCAGGAGACAAGUACCAGGUAUUUGAUUCGGCCCCGCGAGGCCUGCUGCGGGUGGAGGAGCUGGAGGACCAGGGCCAGACACUAGCCAACGUGUUCAUCCUGCGGCUGCUGGAGAACGCUGACGAUCGUGAGGCCACCUACAUGCUGAAGGCAUCUUCCCAGAGCGAGAUGAGGCGCUGGAUGACAUCCCUGGCCCCCAACAGGAGGACCAAAUUUGUCUCCUUCACAUCACGGUUGCUGGACUGCCCGCAGGUCCAGUGCGUGCACCCGUACGUGGCCCAGCAGCCGGACGAGCUGACACUGGAUCUGGCAGACAUCCUAAACGUCCUGGAUAAGACGGAAGACGGGUGGAUCUUUGGUGAGCGCCUGCAUGACCAGGAGAGAGGCUGGUUCCCCAGCUCCAUGACUGAGGAGAUUCUGAACCCCAAGAUCCGCUCCCAGAACCUCAAGGAGUGCUUCCGGGUUCACAAGAUGGACGACCCCCAGCGCAGCCAGAAUAAGGACCGCAGGAAGCUGGGCAGCCGGAACCGGCAAUGACC
This is a messenger RNA of Ochotona curzoniae (black-lipped pika), 1968 nucleotides long. It is a transcript of the gene NGEF, whose product is annotated as neuronal guanine nucleotide exchange factor. Gene Ontology annotation, biological process: activation of GTPase activity. The transcript is spliced from 13 exons. The record is from RefSeq and is a predicted model, not a curated record. Gene Ontology annotation, molecular function: protein binding; guanyl-nucleotide exchange factor activity. NCBI's taxonomy places the organism in Eukaryota, Metazoa, Chordata, Mammalia, Lagomorpha, Ochotonidae. Bases 113 to 1966 code for a protein of 617 amino acids.